GUUUGGAUCAGGGCGUCACCUUCAUAUUGGGGUUGUGGCGUCUUGUCGUAGACGUCGCUGUCGUCGUUGUCGGGUUGUCUCUAUCAACCCUACGAGCCUCCGCCAUGUUUGCUGCGAAGCGAUCACACUGAGAGCCUUUCUGCGAUACGAGCGGGCCGAUUGCAUCGCCAAGAUCUUGUCGCAGCUCUUUGCCCCAUCGAGCACAAUGGAACACCCAGAGGGCAAGCCAGUGUCGUCUGGGAGCCUGGGUGGCGCGGCUCAGCCGCUUUCAGAUUCCCAGCUGAUGUUCGAGAAGCGUCAACUGGCAAAACCCAUGCUGGGAUGGCCAGACGGAUGCCUCUUUGGCCAGGCGCUGAUGCCAGUGGUGCCGCUGUCGCCGACCUCGCUGCCAGCAGAGGAAUCGCUGUCUCCCUUCGUCGGUGCACCCCGCGAUGCCGCCCCUCCCGCGGCAUUACCGCAGGGGCAAAAUGUGUCGCUGCUCUCUGCCGCCAUUUCUGCGCAUGAUGCAGAACGCAGGAAGGCGACGCCAGGCCUGCUUUUGCAGUGCUCUGGCAGCAUCCUGCGCAAAUCUUGCCAUACACCCUCUCCGACGCGCCGCUGCACAUUUGGCGAUGAGCCGCGAGCGAGCCACACACGCUUCUGCGCCCCGCCUCUUCCGCUGGAGCGGCCGCGCAAUUCGCGCACCAGCUCAGGGUGCAACAAUCCUGCGGGGACCGCGCCUUGUCAGCCGCAGCUGCCGACAGCAGACAUACUCACAAGGGACAAUCGCCGGCCGCUCACCUUCUUGGAUGCAGCAGAUCUGCUCAGGUCCCGGGCGGAGCGGCUGAGCAAGGAUGCAGACGCUGCGGGCCAUGCCGCUACACGGCACCACUUUGCGCCCGCGCUUGCGCGCUCGCAGUCCGAGUCCAGUCACAGCCUAGUCUCGGCCGCAAGCCUCGCGCCAGACUGCGGCCAGCAACACCUACGGCGCGCAUCCGCGUCAUUGCUGCCGCAGCCUUCGUUGGCGCUGACCGCACCUUACAUUGCACCCUGUCCCCCGGCUCCGCUGCGGACUCGCACCCUUCAAUUUGCGGAAAAUCCAGACGAUCCCAUCGAGUGGCACGAGCGUGAGCGGCCCCAGUCACGAGCGUCCAGGCGGAGCACCAGCACAGGCAGCGGGGAGACACACGCAGACGCGAUUGAGGGUGCACUGGCCGAGGCGGAUGCACCCGCCUGCGCCGAGGACCAAGCGCACUCUCCAGACGAUGACGAUGAAGACGUCUCUUCCGAAUCGACGGACAGUGAUUAUCAGGCGCAGCAGGAAAGCGAGUCGGACGACGAGGAGGACGACCGGCGGAUAGGCUGGAGUAGCCGCGCCGACUGGAUUGAUGCUGGACCUGCGCUUCUCCGCAAAGCGAGGUCACUACCUGCUUCCCCUGGCCGGCAAAGCUACACACGGAUCGCCAUCUCGUCCUUUCUACCUGAUGCCUUCGAAGAUUCGGCAACCUCGUCGAACGUCUCGUCGUACAGCGGGACGACGGCUGCGACGACCAUAUCGCUCGGCUCGCGCGCCGCCCGGUCCUCCGCCGACCUCUCGCCCGUCAAAUCGCAGCGGGCGUUCAGCAUUGCAAGCAAGCCCUCAACGGCAGCCAGCACACUGCAGGUCAUGACGACUCUUAGCUUGCGACCCGGUGAGACUUGUUCCUCAGCCUCCUCGCUGCUGUCCAGCCCUACCGCACCGCCGGACAUCGCAAUGUUUGGGGAGCCUCGCAGCGAUGCGGACGUCGGCACCGGAUCGCGUGCGGCCCCUCACUCGAGCAGGGAAGAUGCGCUGCGACUGCUCCGGAGCUGUCUCUGCUCCUCGCAGCUUUAUCGGCGUUCGGCCGAACAGACCGACACACGACCACCGCUUCGUGUCGUCUCAGCACCCCACACGCCGAGGCUCUCGAAGGACUUUUCGUGAGACUGGGUUCCGGACUGUACCUAGCAUAUAACUCGAUCCAAUGAUACCCUAUUC
Tilletiaria anomala UBC 951 is the source of this 1996-nucleotide messenger RNA. RefSeq lists its product as uncharacterized. The coding region runs from base 206 to 1942 and encodes 578 amino acids. The transcript is spliced from 2 exons. Lineage: Eukaryota; Fungi; Basidiomycota; Exobasidiomycetes; Georgefischeriales; Tilletiariaceae. The record is from RefSeq and is a predicted model, not a curated record.